Oncorhynchus mykiss (rainbow trout) is the source of this 4326-nucleotide messenger RNA. The record is from RefSeq and is a predicted model, not a curated record. Lineage: Eukaryota; Metazoa; Chordata; Actinopteri; Salmoniformes; Salmonidae.
UAGAAGGGAAGCGGGAAGUGACGUACGAAAACAAACGGCAAAGAUGGCGUCAAAUUCACAACGGAAAUCGAGACAAACAUCUGGGACAACAGACUAGAAUCAGUAAGUCUGGACAGAGUAUCCUCUCUGACCUGACAUUAUGCCAACGGAAAGACCGGCGGCAGUCACUUCGGAGCGGCUCCGGUAUCAUGACCGACCCAGACGGAAGGACAGUGGGCAGUCCAAGCCCUCCCUGCGGGCCUCACACCCCCGAUCAGCGGCUACUGCAGCCAAGUGCUGCGAGGAUGAGAUCAACAGACUGAAAGAGAUUAUCUGUGCUCUGCAGGCUGAGCGUCAGCAACAGCGCUCCAGGGAAGAGGAGGGGGACAGGCUGGGGGUUGUUGGACAGGAACCGCGGGGGCCCGAGCAGCUACGAUGGAGGGUCAACCAGCUGGAGAGAGACAAGCUGGAACUAACCUCCAAACACAACGAGCAGGUAUCCUCUCUAGAGGGCCAGGUGGCCAGGCUGAGAGCAGCAGUGGAGAGAGGAGAGGCACAGAGACAGACUCUUGAGUACGAUAUGGCUUUAGCCAGGAAGGAGGCUGGAGUAGAGAGAAGUAACCUCCAGGAAAACAUGGCUGCUCUCUGCAGUCAGAAUGAACAACUCAUGGAGCUGCAGCAGAGAGUGUGUGUCCUUCAGAAGGCUCUGGAGAUAACGCGGAUGGCCCGGGAAGAGGACCAGCAUGCAUUGCAACAGGAAGUGGAGGAGCGGGACGGACUGGUGCUGAGCGCUAACACAGAGAAUGAUCAGCUCACCGCUGAGAACAAACACCUACAUACCUUGCUGCAGGAUCAGGAGGAGACUCUGCAGGAGCUGAAGAGGAGGAUGGGGGAGGUGCAGAGAGAGAGGGAGAGAGACGGGGAGGCACUACGACGUCAGACCAGCGAACUGGGCUACAUCACAGAGAGAGAGGAGAGAAUGAAGAAAGAACUAGAGACCGCCCUACAGAGAGUCAAGACUCUAGAAACCAACAUAGAGUCUGAGAGAGCUGCUCACCUGGAGUCUAAAUUCAACUCUGAGAUCAUACAGCUGCGUAUCCGUGACCUGGAGGCAGCUCUACAGGUGGAGAAGUGUAGCCAGGCUGAAGCCGUGUCCAGUCUGGACAUGGUCAAACAACAGUUCAGAGAGGUGGAGCGAGCCUACAGCAUAGAGAGAGACAGGGCACGGGACUCUACUGGCAGACUGGCACAGCUGGAGAAGGACUACCUGAGUUCUAAGGCAGAGUUGAGUGCAGAGUUGGAGAAGGAGAGAAGAACUGCAUCACAAGUCCGAGACCAACUACAGGAACUACACACACUACACACGCACAGCCUGACACAGCUGGACAUGGCUCGUAAGCGUCAGGUGUUGCUGGAGGAGGAAUUUGAGAGCUAUCUUAUAGAGUUACAACAGCUACUGCAACUACACACCGCUGUAGGGCCCCUCACCGCUGUAGGACAACUCACCACAGAAGAGCCUGUUGGAGAGGGAAGAAAGCACAGCCCCUCUACUGUCAUGAACAUGCUGGGGACAACCCUGACAACAUAUCAGACCACCCUGGACCAGACUACUACAGAGGUCCUGGAUCAGCAGAAGCAGUCAGAGAGGCUGGUCCAGGAGGUUCAGUCCAACCAGCGACUGAUGUCAGAACAGAAGAGUCACUUAGAGGAGCUCCGUGCAGCGCUGUCUGACUGUAACGUAGAGUUACAGCGUCUGAGAUCCCAGUGUUCUGAAAAGACGCUCCAGACCAACCGACUACAGACUGACCUACAGACCGCCCAGCAACACUGGGAGAGGGAGAGAGAAAGGGAGAAGCAGAGAGAAGGAGAGAGGGAGAAAACGAGGGAGAAGCAGAGGGAAGGAGAGCGGGAGAAGGAGAGAGAGAGGACCGUGGAGUUGCAGGCAGAAGUUCAGAGGAUCAGACAACUCAAUCAGAAAGAUUCUCAGGAGAAGUUGUCGUUCCUUCACGGUCUGUUCCAGCGUCUGUUGGCGGGCUGUGUCCUCGUCUCCCAGCCGCAAUGCAUCCUGGGUAGUUUCUCCUGGGCGGAGCUCUGUGAUGUUAUAACGGAACACGUCGACACCCUCACGUCUGACCUUACACGCGCCAACGAGAGGGUGUCCCACCUGCAGGCUGUGUGUGAGAGUAACAGUGUGUGUGUAUCUCAGCUGCAGCAGAGCCAGGAAGGGGUGUUAGUGAGAAUAGAGGAGACAGUGAAACAGAGAGAAGAGACCUGGACAGCACAGAGACAUGAGAUGGACCAGCAACACACACACACUGUUACACUGCUACAGGGGAAGAUACAGAUGUUCGGUGCUCAGCUUGAGGAGGCCCGUCAGAGACUAUCCUCACUAGAGAAAGAACGCAGCCAGCUGACCAAUGACCUCGCCAUGCUCCAGAAAACCCUAACCCAGUCUGACCUCCAGGGGUCAACCCUGCUCUCAGCCUGCACCCUACUGGCUGGGGCGCUCACACACCUCACACACGCCACACACACACUCCGCACACAGAAAACUCUCCUCACGCGCCGCUUGGCGGAGCGAGAGGGCCUAGAGAUGGAGGUUAGAACGCUUGUACAAGCUCUAGGGGAGGGAAGAGGAGAGGGGGAUGAGGAGAGGAAGGGAGGAGGGGUGAGGAGGUGGAGAAGGUGUGUGGUGUGUGUGAUAGCUGUGAACAGGUUGUGUGUGUUGGGACGGGGGAGCAGACUGGUGUUUAGGGUGGGUGGGCAGAGGUACCCCUCUAUAGGGGUUCGUGUUUCAGUCGUCCCUCCUCUGGAGGAGAGAGAGAAGGACUCAACACCGCCAUCUAAAGGUGAAGAGGAUAAUGACGAUGAAGGGAGAGGAGGACUGUGUGUGAGGUGGCUUCGUCGUAAAGAUAUCUCCUUCUUCAUCAUGUCUUCCAUGGCUGAACUACAAGAGGCCUUAGAGCACACAGUUUCUUCCUCUCAGGUGGUAUUGUCUGCCGCUCGUAACAGUCUAUCCCGCCUCCUGGACCACCUCCUCACCCCCUCAGACCGAGGGUCCCAUCUCACACCCUAUAGCGUGAACAAGGGUACUCUGGUUAGUAGGCUGGGACAGGGCUUACACCGACUCACGGCCAAACAGAUGAGCAAUAAGUGUCUGGUGGUUUCGCUGCAGCAACACUUCCUGGUUUUCACCCACCGGCUGCACUCCGCUGAGGUGGAGAGGCGGAGCCUGAGGUUAGAGGUCGCACGCCUCAAACGUGUCACCAAGGGCGACCGAGGACCGUGCCACCUGGUGCCAGCAGAGCGGUUUGGCAGUGUCUGUGAGGAGUUGAGACAGGCCUUACAGAGAGAGGAGCAGGCUCAGGGUCUACUGAGACAACAGUCUGACCAGCUACACACACUAGGGUUACGCAUGGACACACAUUGUGGAGAAGAGAGAGAGAGAGAACACACACUAUCACAGGCCGUACAGAGUCUGUCGGAAGCUCGUCAGGAGGUGCGUCAGAAGGAGCAGUCUCUAAGGGUUCUGGGUAAACACCUGUCGGGCCUACAGCAGGAGAAGAAGAGUCUGGAGGAGAGUGUCAGACACGCGGAGGAUGCACUACGCAUGUCAGCCAAGCGCAAGGACUCCCUGGCCAGCUACAUGAGAGCAGUAGAGAGCAGCUACAGAGAGGUCAGAGACCGUAUUGUCCAAUCACGAUCCACCUCCACUGACAAGGACCUCCCUCUGCAGUUACCAAGAGUGCACCUGGAUCUGACUGGACCAGAGAGGUUGCUGGGAGGGCCGGACGUGGCCGCCUGUCAGAGCCUGGUGGGGACGUUCUCUGAGUUAUACCACGCAGCGUUCUCCAGGAUUGGUUCGAUGGAAAGGGAAAUCUCCGCCCACCAAAGCCAUGUCUCCGCCCUCCGGAAAGAACUACACGAUGCCUGUCUCAGGGAGGACCUCUGUUUCAUCCCUGUGUGCGAUUCUCAAUCGUCAAUGACCCCUCACCCAGACGACCUCUGUCAACUCGUCGUUGACCCUGAAGCCCCUCCUACCGAACGCACCAACGUUCUGCUGAGGGAGGCAACCGGCAAACCCAACCCUACCCCCUCCCUCGCUCCCUCCCUCCCCUUGUCAGACCCCCCUAAAAAGGCUAAGUGCAGUAAGAAGGUGCCCAAGAAGACUCGUUCUGUACCGCCCAAGGCUCCGUCAAGAAGAUAGACCACAGAAUCACUGUUAUGUGUUACAGUGUAUCUGUUAUGUAUCUGUUAUGUGUUACAGUGUAUCUGUUGUGUGUUACAGUGUAUCUGUUAUGUGUUACAGUAUAUCUGUUAUGUGUUACAGUGUAUCUGUUAUGUGUU